GCUUAGCUGACAAAUACCGCAUUGGUCGAACCACUGGAUGUUUCUGAUCCUAAUUAUGACCACAUUCAGUGCUACGGACUAUGCGUUUGGUUGACAGAUUCUGUCUGUCACACACUGCUUGAUCUCCCCUUGGUGAAGCCUUCUCUUCUGUUUUGCUGAUCACACUAGUUGAUGGCGGAGCCGAGCUCGGAUAUGGCAGGAGCUGGCGUGGAGUGCUCGGAGGAAAAUGCGUCGUCUGCUGGGAAGCAACAGGUAGAGGUCAUAAAGUCCGCAGGGGACAAGCGGCUUUAUCGGGCGAUCACGUUGGAAAAUGGUCUCUGUGCGCUACUGAUCCACGAUCCGGAAAUCGGCGCGUCGCAGGGAGAAGGCGGUGAUGGUGUUGAUGGUAGUUGCGACGACAAAGGGGGUGCAGCGCGAAGGUCGAGGCGUCGAGCAGGUGCUGGUCGGGGCUGUGCCUCAGACAGCGAUGAAGAAGAUGAUAGUGACGAUGGCGAUGAUGAUGACGAGGAUGAGGAUGGGGACGGCGAGGACGAUGAUGAUAGUGGGUGGGAGACGGCUGAUGAAGAGCAGACGGCCGCCGUUUUGACUAAUGGAGGUCCAGGGGAUAAGGGUGACGAGGGCGAGGGUGGCUGCGGUGACAAGUGUGAAGGAUGCAAACAGUGUGGAGAUGAAAGCGAUGAGGAGGAAGACGAUGGGUCGUCCGAAGAUGAGAGCGAUGGACCUCGACGUGACAUGCCCAAGGGCGGGGCGAAGAAAGCGGCGGCUGCCAUGUGUGUUGGCGUUGGGAGCUUCUCGGACCCUUUAGAUGCGCAGGGUCUCGCGCAUUUUCUAGAGCAUAUGCUUUUCAUGGGGAGUGAGAAGUUUCCUAAUGAGAACGAUUACGACUCGUUUUUGUCCGCACACGGUGGCAGCUCGAAUGCCUACACCGACGCAGAGCAUACGUGCUUCCAUUUCGAAGUUAAUCACAAGUUCCUGACCCCGGCGCUCGACAGAUUCGCGCAAUUCUUCAUCGCUCCCCUGGCCAAAGAUGAAGCGAUGGAACGAGAAGUGCAGUCUGUCGACUCUGAGUUCAAUCAGUCCGUACAGAAUGACCGGUGCCGAUUGCAGCAGCUUCAGUGUCAUACUGCCAACUCAGUGUAUGAACUACACAAGUUCAGCUGGGGCAACAGGAAGAGUUUGGGUGAGGCGCUUGCGAAAGGAAAGGGGAUAAGGGGGAAGCUAAUCAAUCUGUACAAGGAGCAUUACAGGGCAGGAAGGAUGAAGCUGGUUGUUUUAGGGGCAGAACCUCUUGACGAUAUGGAGAAGACGGUGAAGGAAUUGUUUGUCGGUGUGCGACCCGGGGGUGCGGAGAGGCUGAACUUUGCGCGAGAAGGAAGACUGUGGGAGAAGGGGAAGAUGUACAUCGUGCAGUCGGUCAAAGAUCAGCACCAACUAAGCCUGCAGUGGCCUCUCCCUUGCCUCGAUUCCGUCUAUCGCAAAAAGCCUCACGACUACGUCUCCCAUCUUAUCGGCCACGAGGGAGCUGGGAGCAUUCUCUCUCUUCUCAAGGCCAAGGGGCUGGCGCGGAGCUUAACGGCGGGAAUCGGGGACAGUGGUUUCGAGCGCAACUCUGCAAUGUAUCUGUUUAGUAUAAGCAUUCAGCUCACAGUGCUCGGACUCGAAAAGGUCAUGGAUGUUAUCGGGCUGGUUUACGAAUACAUCCAUAUGGCAAAGGAGGUCGGACCGCAGGAGUGGGUCUUUCGAGAACUGAAAUCUGUGGCGGAUAUGGAGUUCCGCUUUGCAGAGGAAGAUCUGCCCGAGGAUUACGCUUGCCGUCUUGCGGAAAACAUGCACCACUAUCCGGAGGAACACGUCAUCGCUGGAGAGUAUAUCGUCGAGGAGUGGGAUCCGGCGCUUGUGGAGGAUGUGUUUAACUGGCUCUCUCCUGAAAACAUGCGUGUCGACGUAGUGACGCGGUCGUUCGACAACACGUCGCCAGGUGUACUUGUGGAACCUUGGUUCGGAGUUCGUUAUCGGGUCAAAGACAUCGACGCGGAGCUCGUGGAACGGUGGGCGAAACCGCCGAGUUCGAACCCUGCACUCCACAUGCCAGUGCAGAAUCUGUUCAUUCCGCACGACUUCACCCUGCGCGUUGAGCCUGUGAAACUGGCGGAGCCCGUCGGCGAUUCGGGUCAGCUAUGCGAUGUGCUCACAACCUCAGAGUCAGCACCUGCGAAAGUCACGUCUUCGCUGGAAUCGUCUGGGAAAGCCACAUCAUUGCAAGCACCGUUGCCAGAAGCCGUGCCGACCGAGUCCUCUGCUGUGGAAGUCAUGUCGCCAGGGUCAUGCGCAAAAAUCAUGUCGACGGAGUUAACCGCGAAAGUGACGUUGGCGGAGUUGCCUGCGAAAGUUGACGACGCAGCAGGGACGACGUACUCGAAAGCAACUCCGGAGACAUCCGACAAACUCACCGAGCUGGCGCCGGCGCCGCCGAGCUCCCUGAAUACAGCUGUCAAACGUUUCCCGAAAGUUAUUUACGAAGACGACUGCAUGAAGUUGCACUACCUGAAGGACAUGGUCUUCAAAACGCCGAGGGCAAGCGUGUACUUUGCGAUUACCAGUGGGGUGUUUGUGCGUAGUGCGAAGAAUGUUGUCCUCGGGGAGCUGUUUGUCAAGCUCCAUGCAGACGCCCUCAGCGAAACCGUGUACCUGGCGAGCGUUGCUAGGCUGGAUUGGAACGCAACGUUGAGCGGGAGCCGCUUAGAGUUCAAGUUUCAUGGAUUCAACGACAAACUUGGGCUGCUCGUGAAGACGGUGUUCGAACAACUAAGAGAUUUCGAAGUGCACAAGGACAGGUUUGAAGUUGUGAAGGAGGAGCUCGUUCGAGAUUACGGCAAUGUCAAUAUGAAACCGUUGAAGCAUUCGGCGUAUCUGAGGCUUCGCGUUCUCCGGGAAAGAGGGUUCCCGGUGGAGGAGAGACUCGAUGCAUUACUCUCUUGCACGCCCGAGGACCUGGCCGCCUUUGUUCCAGCCAUGCUGGACCAAACAUUCACGGAGUUUCUGGCUCACGGGAACUUGACGGAGGAGGAGGCCUUGGAGCUGGUGAAGACUGUGCAGUCCUGUUUACCGCGAAAACCAUUGCGACCUGAGGAUCGACCGGUCGAAAGAAUCGUGCAGCUCACGGAUGGCGUCUCGUAUGUGAUCAAUGCACGUGCGAAGUUGGACGCUGAAGAAAACUCCGUUGUCGAGAUGUACUUCCAAAUGAAGCAGGACUGGGGGAAGGAGACGGUUCGAGAUCGCGCGAUUGUGGACCUCCUGGAGCAUAUAAUCUGGGAGCCGAGCUUCGACCAGCUGAGAACCAAGGAGCAGCUGGGGUACUCGGUGGAAUGCAGCGUCAGAGUAACGCAGUCGGUAAUGGGUCUUUGCUUCCGGGUUCAGUCGGCGGAAUACCACCCUCGGCACGUGCACUCGCGUAUCGAUGCGUUCAUCGAGGACUUCAGGAACUAUCUUGUUACGAUGACCGACGAGCAAUUCAGUAAUCAUCAGGAAGCGCUCAUUUCUCAGAAGUUGGAGAAGGACACGAACCUGGAGGAGGAAAGCGAUCGACAUUGGGCCCAGAUAUGGGACAACCGGUAUCUUUUCAAUGCUCGCGAGCUCGAAGCCCAAGCUCUUCAUGAACUGAAGAUGAAAGAUCUCCUUCAAUGUUACGACUCCUAUCUCUCUGCUGCAUCCACGACCAGGCGCAAGCUUGCGGUGCAAAUUUGGGGAAAGAAUUGCCAAGCAAUGAUGUCGGAGGCGGAUGAAGCGAUGAAGGUGGCCGACGGAUGCGAAAAGCCCGGCGAUACCGCGUUGAUCAAGGAUAUUGCAGAUUUCAAGCGCCGGGCACAACUCUUCCCGACUGUCCGUCCCGUUCCAGUGUUGUCCUCGUCGACUGUCGUUCAAUCCGAGUAAGUUCGCUCUUCCUCGACUGCUGAACUUGAAUGCAUUCCAUUGGCCGAGCAGCAAAGCCGACGAACGGAAAUAAAAUUCAAAAAAUGGGAUUUGAACCCUCAACCUUAGAGGCUUGGGCCCUUGACAAGGCUAUACUCUGCCAUCAAGCCAUUUCCCGCCAAUCAAUCCACUUUAUUCUGUGUUGCGCUCACUGUGAGAGGCCGAAGCAAGAGGGGGGGUACCAGUUUCAUGUGCCUCUCUCUGCUCUCCGUAGAUCUUACAUUCACAAGUUAAAGUCAGAGUCUUUUCGGACACUUAGGUUUUCUUUUUCCCGACGAAAACACUCUCUCAGGUUUCUUUCUCCCCACUACAGGUUGUUGUUCCAAGUUAUAAAAAAAAAGAAAAAAAAAAACUUGCUUGCAGAAGUAGACCACCUCCUUUUGUUGUUCCAAAUUAAAAAAAAUAAAAAUAAAUUAAUUAAUAACAGCUUUGAAUUACCUGCGGCUUGUCAAUCAAUUCGAUGAUGAUACUUCAAGGCUGGAGCACAGAAGUGGAAUUUUUUAAUCCACUUGUCAACCGUUCAAAGCCCGACUCGUGCAGUCAAAGGGAGUCGUAUUCUGUUGUAUCCGACGAGCGCCGCCUGUUUUUCUUUCGAGAGGCCGGCUACAGCGGGUGAUGUGAUUUCGUUUACAAAUGAAAUUUAUAAAUCUAG
Chara braunii is the source of this 4621-nucleotide messenger RNA. The record is from the annotation of a GenBank genome assembly. NCBI's taxonomy places the organism in Eukaryota, Viridiplantae, Streptophyta, Charophyceae, Charales, Characeae.